GGCCGUUUUUCCGUAAUUGUGUCAAACUAUGAUAAACAAACCUAUCAAACAAAAAAAUUUAAUUCAAAAUCUAUUGAGGAAUUUCAAGGAGAAAAGAAACAACUCGAUGUCCAAGAGAUGUGAAUAUUAUAAAAUGAACAUGAAGCAAUCUCAAACAAACAUGGGUAAUCCAAGGCGCUUGAUUUUCGAUUUGGUCGAUGAUAUUCCAAAACCCAACGACUUCAAAUGCCGGUGUCAGUUUUCAAAUGAAAGCAUAGACAACAAAAUUGACUUUUACAACGAUGAGGGCUUCAGUAAAAAAGAUAAAAAUUUAAGAAACGAACUAUUGUCGACGAAACAAGAUUUCAGUAAAGAGGAGAUGUUUUGCAUAGACGAAGAAAUCGAUCCUAAAUUAAUUAAAACCAACAAAAAGAUCCACCGAAAAAGUACCUACACCGAUAGUAAUGGGACAACAAGGGUUGACGUUUAUUAUUUUGAUCAUGGCAAUUCAAGUUAUUUGAGAACAACUGACAGACCCCCUAUUGUUGCUACAGAAGCAAUUGCUGAAAAGACAGAAACGCAUACCACAAAAUUUUGGGCUGAAUUAUAUGGAACAUUACAUAUAGGAUUCGCGUUCUUUACAUCAUUUAUUCUUCAAUCGACUAGGUAA
Messenger RNA from Leptinotarsa decemlineata (Colorado potato beetle), 649 nucleotides. RefSeq lists its product as uncharacterized. Lineage: Eukaryota; Metazoa; Arthropoda; Insecta; Coleoptera; Chrysomelidae. The record is from RefSeq and is a predicted model, not a curated record.